Colletotrichum lupini is the source of this 3861-nucleotide messenger RNA. RefSeq lists its product as uncharacterized. The transcript has 23 exons. The record is from RefSeq and is a predicted model, not a curated record. Bases 1 to 3861 code for a protein of 1286 amino acids. NCBI's taxonomy places the organism in Eukaryota, Fungi, Ascomycota, Sordariomycetes, Glomerellales, Glomerellaceae.
AUGGACCCAACUGGGGCCUGCCAUUGGACGCCACCGGAUCGCCAGCACCGCUUCAUCGGUGCAAAGUGCAAGAGCGGUGCCGUGCUCCAUUCCAUUACACGCUGCACAUCUCAGUUAUCCAAACUCAAGUGUUUCGGUCACAACUCGCCUCGGGACCGGGAACCGGCCAAGCUUGUCUUGGCCUCUCCGUCUCUCGGUGGUCUAGCACUCGGGUUAGCACUUCCUGAUUCCCUUCGACCUACCUUAGCCCUGCUUAGCCCCAAGCUUCUUCCUUUCACUCUUCACUUACAAACUUGCAACGCGGCUGGCGCUAACCCUAACCAGCAAAGACCCAACGGGCAGCGUUUGUCUCUCCUGAGUCUCUUCCUGGCUCAUUACGCAGCUCCGGAAACAUUACCGGCGGCAUUAUGUACUAGCGCCCUCUUCCUUGACUCGUUCGGCCGCAAAAGGACAUUGAGAUUUCACUCUACGUACACACUGCGGAAACUCGACAAGAUUCCGCCGGGGCCUGCAAACUCAAUCCAGCCAUCCCAAGUCUUUUCGCCAGCACGGCGGCAUAGCGAUUCUUUGUGUUUCCAUUCAUCACGCUCAGAUCCGGACCUGUCAUUUGAUCCCAGUAUCAACCCCUGUUUGGCAAAGACCCUCUAUCAUCUUUGGGACUUGGGCCACCCAUGGGAACAAAAGAAAACUUGUGGUGUCGUUGAGCUUAGGAGAGUAAACGACACAUUUUCUACGUAUAUUGGCAGUCUCCGUCAUACUGCAUACUGCUACGGCGGUGUAGACCUGAGCUGCGCCGUCGCUUCGGGCCGGACUCUCUCUAGUCUUUCCAACAUCACCAUUUUCCGGUUCUUCACAAAUCAUUCUACUACUCCAAAUCUUAUCCACACGCGACUGCCGGCUAUUACAAUAGAGACCGCUGCGAAAGUUUGCAACGCUCAGACUCGACACAAGCCUUUCGCAGCUGUCAGUCCACUGCAAUUACCUUUCCCCGGAUCCCCUUACCUGCGCUGCCGGACAAGUCACAGUUGGACUGCUUAUCUCGACUUCAUGCUUUCUCUUAUCCACAAAUCAGAACAUCAGACAAUUGACAGGAAUUGUCCCGACUCGAUCUCACCCCAAUGUCUCUCUGGCAUGCUUCUACGCUCCCUCAUUACACGUCGUCUCACCGCUCAACUUGACCUCACCUCAACACCACCCAUCCAAGACACCUCGCAACCUGCAUCACGGAUCGUGGCCUCUCUCCUGACGACCGAACACCCCUGCCGUAUGGAGCCUUGCCCUCCUCUUGUCCCAAUACAGCCUCGCUUCUGGUCCCAACUGCCGCCCCUGUAUGAUCCGGCCCUCGCGGAAAGUGUCGUCCGACACUUCAAGCAGGUACAGAAUUUGGAUACACACGCAAACACUGCUUCAAUCGGAAUCCGCUCUACUCUCAUCUCUCGCUUUGGCCUUUUUUGCGCUCGCCCAUCUUCUAGCAGGCCCCAGUCCCUCACGAUGAUGAUUGACUUAGAAAAGACUCGCUUUUCAGAGCAGCAGCCGGUAGCGGGAUGUAGCGUAAGCCACCACGCGUGGCAGCAUUUGGGCAGCCCGGGGUCUAGGAGAUCGACUCGCUCUCGGUCCUCAACGGGAAAAAUGCUCGUUCUGGCCGGUAUGGCCGUCCAACCUUGCAGCUCUCAAUGCGCCGCUACCAUGUGUCAGGCCCACGCUUCGGUGAGCGUACCGGCGCCGUUCUAUGCCAGUCAUGAGGGAAGGAAAACGCACAGACAUCUCUGGAUGGCCCAUACCACGCUGGAAUUGACGGCGCAUGCGACUGGACGUCAACCUACACAUGACGGUAGCAUUCUCUACAUCAUCAUUCCCAGAACUGGACCUCCAAGGCGUUGCACGCAAGCUGAAGGAAGCUGGCCGACUGUCUUACACAUGCGCUGGCUGAACCGCAGCGAGCAAAAGGAAACAGCCGGCUGCCCCCUCCAACUCGUGCUUCCUAGCCCGACAUGCUCCGUGCUUUCUGCCGUGAACGCGCCAACUUUCACCACCUUUUCGAGAAGAAGCGAGGGUUCCAACGACGGUCACACAACUACCGGGCCAGAGCAGCAUACGCAUUUUCUGAAAGUCGCAGUCUUACGCUUCGAGAAACAAGUGGUUUUCUAUUCUUUAGUGCCAAUAAUUGACAGCGGAAAGUCUCAAAGUAAUCGAUGUUUUCGCAGCCUCCAACAAGCACGGCGGCACGGUCACAACGACACCCUGGAAAUACCAAGACAAACCGGCCCUCAAUUAGCCGCGCCGGUCCGAAAUGCCUCCAUCGUCCGCACUCCCGAGGUCCACAUCGGACCAUCAAGGCAUCUUUCAUCUCAUCUUUUCCACUUGUGUCCAUUAAAACCGGCCAAGAGACACCUACAAUUGACCACCAGCCGGGCGCUAGAAAUGAGUUUGUUUUCUGCUUCAUUUCCGGUGACCGGAACCGAGCUGGCUGGGUUCAUGGGCCUCGAUUUACCCGGCCACUCUUUUCUCUUGGGAUUGAUCACAAGGAGAAAGUUCGGACCAUUGAUCAUGCUCACUGAAGUUCCCAGACGGCCGAGCAUUCGUGUACUUCAGUAUGCUCAUGAGGUAAAGAUACUGCGCGGCCUCGCCCGCCCGCUGAGCGCGCUGUCAUCUUUAAUGCCUGUACUCUGUACUCCGUAUCACACAAUACGACGGCAACUUUCGCAGGAGAAUGCUGUGGGUUGGGCCACGCUCAUCCUUUUUCUUCGCGAAAAACUCCAUACAGAUACCCCAGAGACGCAGAGACGGCCGCCGCCCCCUCCACCCUCCCUUACCGCUGUGCCGUCCCACGACCCCCAACCCCGGACGCAGAAAAGAGGAGGGCUGCUGACCAACAACCCCGGUUCGAAAUCUCACACCGAGACGGGAGUCCCCGGAACCGUUGUCGAUGAAGGCGUGAAACGGGCGCAAAGCGCCUCGCUAUCGACGCCGGGGACAAGGGGAAACGUGAUUUUGGGGUUUGACCGUUUGCAGGGCACAGAGGCGCAGACUGGGGGGGCAGGAUUUCCAUCGCAUCCCGAGGUCUCUUGCCGGCCGAGGGUUGCAGCCAUGCUAGACGAUGUCUUCCUCCAUGCCUCGGAUUCGGCGACAUGGCGACAACCCGCCAACCCGGGGACAAGUUAUGUGAAUCCGUCGUUGUCGUUACUACUAAUCACUCCAUCCCCCCCAAGCCUGGCCCAUCCCAUCACAUCACAUCCGUCCAUCGCCUCUCUCUUGCGAAAGAAAACGGCCGAUUCCGUGGAAAUACGAGCUAUCAUAAAUCAGGGAACACCAGAAGCGCCAGGAAUCGAAGCCGAUCGCCCGCUUUUUUUCGCUGAAGAAUUCAAUGUUUUCCCCUCCCCCUUUCCCCCUUGCCUCUUUUCUUUGACCCUGUCCCUUCUAUCCGGAUCCUACCGGUUAGUGAGAGUUGCCUUUUUGUGGUUGGUCCAUAGGAUUAGUUUACUAGAUUUCAGCUGUAAGCCGGGUAUCAUGAGAGGGAGGCCGCUCGAGCUGAAUAAACUUGAUCCCUUCUCUACUCCAGCUAUUGGGGGAAGAUGGGCCAAGUUAUAUUAUGCUGAGCUUCAUUGGAACAAACGCGCGAUAAUAGUAAAAGCAGUCCAAUGCGCAACCUCUGCACACACUUUCGCAACAGACUGCGUUCUCAUGAAUACUCCUACAAUUUCCAUCACCGGGCCAUAUACGCUUGCUUCCUCCUGCUCAGUCAAUGCUGGCCCCCCCUUUCCCCCUUUCUCCCAAAUCAUAACGCCUGGUAAUGCUGUUGCUUGCUUUGGUAUACAAGUUAUCGAAAUUACACAUGCUAUGCCGCCACAGUCUGCCGAUUAA